This is a messenger RNA of Haliotis rufescens (red abalone), 11563 nucleotides long. Its product is annotated as PI-PLC X domain-containing protein 3-like. Lineage: Eukaryota; Metazoa; Mollusca; Gastropoda; Lepetellida; Haliotidae. Gene Ontology annotation, biological process: lipid metabolic process. Gene Ontology annotation, molecular function: phosphoric diester hydrolase activity. Bases 19 to 972 code for a protein of 317 amino acids. The record is from RefSeq and is a predicted model, not a curated record. The transcript is spliced from 2 exons.
GUUCUCAUCAUCAAGAAGAUGGCAGGGGUGACGGAGACUAAAAACGAUCCGAAAAAUGUCUUAUACCCUGGAAACCCGGAUUGGAUGAAGCAUCUACCCGAAAGUCUACAUAAAACUCCCCUGAACGAACUAGCGAUACCGGGGUCCCAUGAUUCUUUCACAUUCUACCUGGAUAAGACUUCGGAUGUGGGACCAGACACAUCUCAGGCCAUCCGUGAUCUGGUCAAGGUCUUCGGGGGAAUGGCCAAGGAUGUCAUCUUCAAAUGGUCUCAAACUCAAAGCUUAUCCUUUGCAGAUCAACUAAAAGCUGGAAUACGCUAUUUCGACCUCCGCAUUGCCUCGAAGCCAGGGUCCGAGGAUACUUAUUUCAUACACUGUCUAUACGGCAGCAAAGUGGAAGCCUCUCUGCAGGAAAUAAAUGGUUAUCUGGAAGAACAUCCGACGGAAGUCAUCAUCUUGGAUUUUAACCACUUCUAUGGCAUGAAUGAGUCCAUGCACAAACAGUUCAUGUCGGUAAUCUUAGAAACCUUUGGCGCCAAGAUCUGUCCUCAGAAGGACAUGCAAAGCCUGACCCUGGACGAGCUUUGGCAGAACAAGUUCCAGGUGGUGGUCAUCUAUCAGGACGACGUUGUGAAUGACUUUGACCAAUUCUGGCCUGCCAGCUGCAUACAGUCCCAAUGGGCCAAUACCACUGAUCCAGCCAAGAUGACUCAAUUCUUUGAGAAGAUGCACAGUGAAAAUCGUCCGGCAAAUACGUUUCGAACCUACCAAGGCGUUCUGACUCCAGACGCUACUUACAUAAUCAGCCGCUUCUCUGGAAGUCUCAAGAACGAUCUGGUGGCAAAAGCUGAUCCUGUCUUUGUUCAGUGGCUGAAGAAGAAGACGCGAGGGGAAAAUGGCAUCAAUAUCUGCACUAUGGAUUUUAUUGAAAAAGAAAGCUUUAUCUUUGAGCUCCUUGGUAUGAAUAAGUAACAGAUGAUGCCAACACGCACGUCUCAUGUUGUGGAUGUUUGCUUUUUUCUUGUUCCUGACACUGGUUUUCAGAGCACGAUAACUUGAGAAGCCCUGUGUGCACUGGUUUUCUUUGAUGACUGACCUGAGAGAAAUACAUUGUGGAGAACUCGGACAUAUGGAAUACUUAGUUUACUGUAUCCUUUUAGUUCAGAAAUAAUGGCCUUAGUUGAUGUCUACAGUCUUUCGAGUAGGUUCGGACUGUUCUUCAUAGUUGCAGCUAGGAUAUAGUUUUAGUUGAGAUGAUUAUUAUUUCAGGUGUUAUUGUAUGCAUUGGUAACAGUUAUUUAAUACUAUAGUAUUCUGGGGCUAUUACGUGAUACAGAUCCAGCAUGAAACUAUACUGAUUUGCAUCGUAGGCAAAGUAUUUCUGUACCCUUGUCUUUAGUUGCCAAACAAUGACUAUCCAUAUGUGCACUCUUUAUGUUUCACUGAAAAAGUGCAAUGUUCAACUCAAAUAUCUUUUAUUUGUAAGAACAGACCUGUAUAUUGUCUUGUUGUGACAAACCUUCCCUAAAGUUGGUGAUAUGAAGAAGACUUUAGAAUGCUGUUUUAUUGAAAUAUGUUUGUAUUUUGUAAUUUUUUGUUUAGAUUUUAGUGAACAUUAACCCUAAUUAAUCCUGAAACUCACUUUUUGUCUCCCGACUCUUGGCCAAUUGUCAAUAAGAUAUGUAAUAAUUAGUUUGAGAGUCAUGAUCAUUUCCGAAACACAACACUCAGGGUAACCCUGUAGACUGUUGGAUUUCUGUGUGGAGCUUUGUCUGAACUGGCAACUUUUGAACCACACAGGCAAUUUAUUUGUCUUGCCAGUCCAGCUGUCUGGCUGGAAUAUCUCUGAAUUUUACACACUGAUAUUGAUCAGUCAAACAUAAAUUAAAUUGGUCUUGACAAACGAUGCAAAUCAAAAUAUUUAGAUACCUGAAUUUGUAUUGUCAUUAGCAUUGUGACAGUAAAUCAUGGUCAUUGUAGGUAAUACUUCACAUGUGUUUGUUCUGAAAUGGGAAAUUACUCUAGUCAUUGCUAGUCUGUACAGUAAAAGCUUCUACACAAUGUUUCCAUUUCAAAAAUACUAUGCCCCAAAAAGUAGGGGAUAGUGGGAAUCAUCAAGGCACAUCUUCACAUGGUAUUAGCAAAUGGAAAUGAUAUGAUCAUAUCUGCUUGGGAGUAGGCGGUCAGAUCUAAUGGGUUCUAAUGGUUGGUGUGAUGAGAAGGUUGCGCGCAAGGUCGUUAAAGUGGUCGGGGGCCAAAUUCGAAAUUUACAUUUUGCAGCCAAUAUCACUGAUAUCGGGUAAAACCACCUCCGUUGGCCAGACAUGCACCAAUUCUUCGAGGAAUGAUGAGUCGACCAAUGUCCGCUUGACACAUGUUGUUCCACUCAUCAGUGAGAGCAACACCGAGUUCAUUGAGAGUGGUGGAUGGAUUUUGACGUACACGUCUGCCAGUGACGACCCAGAUGUGUUCAGUAAGGGAGAGGUCAGGUCUGAGUGCGCACCAUGGCAUAACAUAGAUCUUUUGCUGUAAGGGGAAUUGGGUCACAAUCUAGGCAUGAUGAACAUGUGCAUUAUCAUCUUGAAAGAUGCAAUGUUGCCCAACAUGUCGUGCAAAUGGCACACAAAUGGUGCAAUGAUGUUGUCCGGAUAGUAUUGACCUGUGACUCGGCCAUGGACAAUAUGGAGUGCGCAUUGUCAUUGUGAUAGCACCCCAUGGCAUUAUGGACCCACCACCCAAACGUCCAUAAAACGCUCAUUAGGACGUCUCCAAAAUCUAUUCCUUUGACCAUAGAAGUCGAGGGUUAACCUCGAUUUGUCAGAAGACAUGACAUUAGCCUAACGUCGAUUAUCCCAGUGCUGACAUUACCUACACCACUGACGCCUCUGACUCAAAUGACGUGCAGUAAAUUGUGGCAUGACACGUGAACGUCAUGCACGCAAAUGUUACCUGUGCAGACGAUUUUGCAUCCUCUGGCAUGUACUUUUACACCAGUUGCCUGUUGCAACCGGUCCCUUAUCUGAGGGGCAGUGUGCAACCGAUUUCUUAAUACCAUCGAUCUGACUAAUCUGUCCUGGGCUGGACUUGUUGCCCUUGGGCGUCCGUAGCACAUCAAUCAUCACUGUUGCCUGUUUGUUGGUAUUGGGCCCACAAUCUGCUCGAUGACGAAUUGAAAAACAUGCAGCGUUGGGAUGACAAUAUUCUGACACGUGUCCACCCGCAGCAUGUCUAUGGCACGUAAACAUUCAGCACAUUGCAAACGUCAUCAUCAAUCCUAUUGCUUCUUUAAUGAUUAAAUGUGUCUAGUAAAGUGUCUUUGAGUGUUUGGUUCCAAAAUAACAUUAUGCGUCUGGCAUACCACCCCUUGGACGUGCUGUCCAAGGUCACAUGCUUCAUGACUGUCAAUGUUGUUUGGCAGCUUAAUUUCUUCAGAAAUGUUCUUACACAUAAAUCACUUGCUUUCAUUGCUAGACAUUAGUUUGUUCUCCUGUAGUUUCACCUGAAAACAAAAUAUUCCCAACAAUUUUUGCAUAGUAUACAUUUCAAGUUUCAUGAUUAGCAAAAGGGUGCAACUUGAAUCACUUUCGAGUUUUCUCAACACAGAACUUCAUAUCUACUUCUUCUUUUUUAAAGAAACCCAGUAAUUGUAAUUGUAUUAUCUUGAUUAGAGGGACUUAAUUAUCUAUAUAUCACUUUAGUAGCUAUGUGCGAAAAAAGGCUUGUCCAAUGAAAAUUUCUAUCAAGCAGCCAACUCACUUCAACCUCAAUUGAGGACAUGGGCAAUCAAAUUGUGCUGCAAUGAAUCUGUGAAAACCUCUCAGCAGUGCAGACAACUGAGUUAAUGGACUUUCAAUGUCAAACAGCUAUGGCCUCAACUAGCUUUCUGUUAUGCUUAGGAACAAUUUAGAAGAUGUUGCACGACCACCAACACUCUGGCUUGCCCAAAGGCAGGGUAGGAUGAGGACCAUGUUGGAUAACCUAAAAACAAACACCUUUGUAAAAUCAUCAUGAUAAUCAUCAAACAUGUUCAAAUAAAUGAGAAGUUGACCUUUUCUUUUCAAUACUUACCUGUUUUCAACUUAUAACAGCUCCAAAUGUAGAGAAAACACUAAAUGUAACAAAAGCCUACCUUUGAAUGUUUUCAGAGCGCUUUUUUUCAAUAUUUCAAUUCUUUCACCCAAGCUGAAUUAAAGUAAACAUAUGGUGAACGAAUUAGCUUGACUGACGCUUAAAUCGUGUUUAGAUUUUUACUUGUAUUUCAUCCUUUUCACUUUUUUUCGCCAGACUUAUGUCCUUGAUCAUGUCAGCAGUAAAAAUAUUGUACAUUUAAGAAAGAAAAAAAGGGGAGUUGUCUUGCAUUUGGACAUGUCUUAUUAUUUUCCUACCAUUUCGGUAACUUUGUCAAGUGGGCUUAAAAAGAACCCUUACCUUACCUCUUUCUUUGCUAACAGGGCAGAAGAUGUUGUAGACUUCAGGCGGGCAAUGUGUCAUUAAAGUUUAUGAGAUUAGCCCAUUCACUUUCAAUUGGAUGUUAGUGCAGGUACUGCUUCCCACCAACUAACUACCAUUGAGAGGUUUUACAAUGAACACAACUACAUGUAUUUAAAUUUUGAUCAAAACAUAUUGGUUGAUGGGGGAGGAUUAUUGAUUUAAUAUGCAUACAGAAAAUCAAUGCUGAGUGUUUGUCAGAAGAUUUCUCAAUCAAAACCAGCGUAACAAAUUGGCACUAGUCCUGUAGUCCUUGCCAAACUGCCUAGUAGUUAAGGUAUCCUAAGGACCAGUAGAAAUUUGCCAUUUUUAAGGGCUUUGUUAUAUGUUAUCAUUAUAAGGACUAAAAAUGUUAGUUUCUACCACUGAAAACCAUUCUCCAUCUGAUACAGUUUAUCAUCCAUUUUCAACAUUCUGAUACAUUUACACAACAGGGUCAAGAUUGAUCCAUAUGUUUGGUCAUUGAGAAAAGAUUUCUAACUGUCUUUUGAAAUUCAGAUCUUUAGCAUGUUGAGUAGAAUGUUCUAUCAAAAUAUUUUUUUUGUCAUUUGCAAAAAUCCCUGUAUGAUUAAUGAAAAGUAAAUUUAUCAACGUCAUAAGAUCUAACCAUGGUAACCAUGGUAACAAUGGUCACAAUGGAGUCAUUAUUACUCUUUCAAAAGUGGAUUGGUUUGCAUUUUGUAUAACUCUUGAUAUAAUCAUGUUAUCCAGUCCUCUAAGUAACGACCAUUUGGGCAGCCAAAAUGUGACUUAAAUCCAUGAUUGGCGGCCUAAAUGUAUCUACUGCUCACCUCUUGGCUACCUAAAAGUAAUGUAACUGGCAACAUUUUCUGUUUAAGAUAUGUGUUGGUUCCUAAAAACCUAGGUUUUGCUCUUAAAAUAUUCAUGUUAGGAGCCGCUUCACCAUCUGUAUGACAAAUAGCCAUUGAGGCAUUUAGAUACAUAAAGAUGACAAUCAACUAGUUGACCAAUUGACUAGCUAUGAAUUACUGAAAUCACAGUUUGUUCAUUUAGAUCCAAGUGUGUCCAGUGACCUGAGCUAAUCAGAUUCAUCAGAAUCAAAUCUUAACACAGAUAUGUUACUCUGAUUUGAUACCUCUCUACAUUUGACAAACCUUCAGAUAGGUCACGCCCAGUUCACUUCCUAAUCAGCCAAUGAGAGUGGAGGCUUCUUAAUUCUUUGUACAAGUAAACAAAGCAUUUGAUACUACAUAUCUGACCUUUGAUUUUCAAUAUGAACCCAAGCAGGCAGUUCCAAAUGGAAAGUAAUGUGGCUAUGCCAUAUUGUGGAAACCUUACAGCCUGGCCUUUCAAUUGCAUCUUUCAAUCAACUAUAUAAGUAUUUCUUUCAUCCAUAUGAUCAGUGGAUUCAUUUUUCCCACGCCAAACAGAAUUAAACUUCCCUUACUGCACUGUCUAUGUCAAGGCCUCCAGUGAGACAAGGGGCGGUCAGGUAGCCUAGUGGUUAAAGCAUUCGCUCGUCACGCUGAAGACCCGGGUUCGAUUCCCGACAUGGGUACAAUGUGUGAAGCCCAUUUCUGGUGUCCCCCAUCGUGAUAUUGCUGGAAUAUUGCUAAAAGCGGCGUAAAACCAUUCACACACUCCAGUUAGACAAUGAAGCCAAAUUGUUUGAGAAAGGUGGCAUCUGAUUGGCUCAAGCCCGCACACCUGUCUUUUGGAUUGGGCAGUCAGGGUUCACUCGACAUUAGCGUCCAGUGGAGAACUUAUCAGAACUUCAACAAGAGAAGUAUUAACACAGUGUAAAAGACUUGAAUGACAUCACAUCGGAACCAGUCUUUUUUUCACAAUUUUCAAGUAUUUUAGGGAUGAUUAAUUUAUUAUCAGGAUUAAAGACCAUAUUCAGAACAAAACUAUCUCCCUGAUGAGUCUCUACCAUGGUAUUGAAAAAAGCAGAACAAAGUUCAACUUCACAAACUUUUGAUGUCAACUCAUGUCUUUGACAUAAAGACAUUUUGGCUUUUUAAUCCUAUUUUUAUAAAGAAUUUCUUGUUAUUUCAACACCAAUCUUAAAAAUCAAACAUACAUUUGACACUACAUCCUUUGAACAAAUAAUAAUUUGUGACAUUUACAAGAUUGUAUGUGCAUCAAACUAGAUGUGCCUAGGAGCAUUAGUUGCAUCACAAUCAUCACAAUCUUGUUCUUGGUACAAGUUUUCAUUAUAAAACCAAAUUUCAACUAGGUCACAUGUUGUGUUGGCGGUGAGUGACGAAGCGCGUCUAUCUCCGUGUUGGUAGUUUUGUGUACAACCUUGUAUUAUAGUGUUAGUCGUGUUCAGUAUUGUUAGUGGCUUCGGAGUCUGCAUGUAGGUCACAUGGCCUGUGAUCAUGCUGUGAGGUCAUUGUGCCAUCCUGAUAUGGUACAGUCAUAGACAUCCAGUUGUGAGUUUGGUUGGUAGGACCAGUUGUUUGCUAGUCUUGUAAAUAAGGACAUUUCCAUAUCUUGUUCAUAUGGUUGUUUGAGAUAUGUAUAUGUUUUGGAAUAUUUUAAUGAUUAUAAUUCUAUUUGUAUUUUUGUCAGUCACAAUUAACAUGAUUAACAUUUGGUCAUGUACUUCUCGGUGCUGUUGUACAAAGGAUCUUAGUGCUAAGAUGAUCGUACUUUAACUCCCAUACUUUAACACAGACUUACGUCAUCAUAGCGCUAAGGGUGUUUUGUACAACCGAAACCUGGAAGCCUUCUUUAUAAUUCCUGAUGUGGAAUGGCAACCAGCACCAGAAAAUGGAACUCAAAGAAUAUCUGUGUCGUUUUGGUCUUCCUUCUAUGCCUUGCUUUUAUUCUUUCUGUUGCCUAUGCACAGUCAAAUGACACACUGACACAAUUUUUGUAUUUUGUUUUGAUUAUUUAAAACAAGGAGAUGACAUGAGCAGGAAUAUUGAUUUUGGGUUGGCAAAUUAGAGUUACCUGCCCUUGGUUAUGAAAAAAGUCCAGGCACAAAAAUAUUGCCCUUGGUGUCCUUAAACCUGGCAUUGUGCAGUGUCCUUGAAGUGGAGUGGGUAAGCUAAAGGGCUGUAAUGAUACACUGGUACCUACGAUGUCAUCAGUACUAAGGCUCAGACGAUACUUGAAUCAUGACUUUGUGAGAUUUGAUGCCCUAUAAAUAGAACAGAAACUGAAAGAGUUAUCUCCCGUAAUGGCAGAAGUAGCAUAGCGCAACAAGGGCGUGGUGAUAGAGGACGUGCCUGCUAUUAAACUAUUACAUAUAAUAACCAUCCCUUCAUUUAGAACUGUUUUGUUCUUGGUUUUUUGGUCGACUAAUUUUUAUUUUUGAGGUAAUAAUAAGUAAAUGUAUGAAGCUAAUGGUUUUAGAGUUUUAUUUCCGUGAUUCCAUCAUUUCUUACUAUUUGUUGGUGUAUCGUGAUACCAGUGGUACCAUCAGUCCAUUUUAUUUCGAAAAAAAUCUUUAUUUCUGUAUAAAUUACCACCAAAGACAAUAAAUAGAUCUUAAUUGUGCACCCCCCCUUUUAAAAAAAGCUGUAUCCGCCCAUGCAGUCUAUCGUGGUACGUAUUGUAUCACAAGAUACGAGGCUGUACUGAGCUCCAGUAAGCUGUGCUUCUUGUAAGACAUCAAAUAUCAGCACCAGUGGGAUCUGUUUCAAUAUGCAUGUCUUCUUGGAGGUCAGAAAGAAAUGUGUGACUACCGUCAUCUUUUGUGUUAGCCAUGUAGAUCACAUAAAGACAUUACUGGUUCUAUUCAGAGAGAUUGGAAUUGGAUAGAAUACAAAAUUAGAUUUGAUCAGACACAAUUUUAGAAGCCUUCGGACAUGUUUUGUGAUGGCAGUUGGAAUUCUAUUUCAGUAUUGAUUUGGCUGAAUUAGCAUAAACAUGAUGAAGAAAUUGCAAGACCACAUGAGCUGAUAUAGUACAUCUGCAAGGAAUUCCACUGAAAGUUAUGACUUUAUUAUAAAUGACCAACCCCGAGGACAAUGGUCAUGAUAAAUGUAUUCUCCGUUAAAGGAACAAACUGCCAGAGAGUACUAACAACACUGUAAUAAUAAUAAUAAUAGUCCAUUUAUGAUGAGCCAAGUGAAUGCUGAAGACACAUGCUAUAAUUACCCAAGUCAGUGGAUCAGUGUGCACACAAGUUUCAUUCUCAGCUCCUUGGGGAAUAUGAGUGACAAUGUUGAAUGUAGUUUGUCCAUCAUUGUGUGUUGCAAUAGUUCUAGAUCCUUUAUUUUAAACAGUCGCUAUACAAGUGCAAUAAUCUUGGACGCGACGUUAAAACCCAUUUCACCUCACCACCUUAUUUCAAAUAUACAGUUCAUUUUUCUUGCAUCUUUCAUGUUUGUUAUAUGCUCUAAAUGUUUUGAUCUAUAUUUCACUGACAACUGCUCAGUACUCAAAAUAUGUUUAUAAAAUGCUUUACUGAAGGUUGACCUGAACAGUUCUAAAGCUUUAGAAAAAGGGUUUGUACAUCUUGUAUAUUUUCUUUCAAAACAAUUAAUUGUCAUGAUUAUGACUGACAAAAAUACAAUCACUUUGUUGGUUAAUUAUCACUAAUCACGUGCUUACAAACAAUUAGCCUGAUGAAUAUGAUUAAACAGGGCUUUCACUGUUUAUGUUGAGUGUUUCCUAGAAUGUACCAAGGUUGUUGUUUUAGAGAUUAUAUAUUCGAUCUAUCAUAGUUAUCACAAAUGUUUACAAAUUCAUUGUAAUGUGAAAUAGACACAUCUUCUGUUGCCAUGGAUACUAUGAACUAUGAUUUGUUCAUCAUUUACUGGGGCAGUUGGAUAGUCAAGUGGUAUGUGUGUCAUCUUUCUCGAGUUUAAAUCCUUCAUCAUGUACACCAGUACAAUUACUUAUCAAGGUAUCCUGAACCCAAAUCUCAUUAGAAUCAGAUCUUUUACUCGGAUCUGGUGCCGCCCAGUGUGAGGGUCUGACAAAUCCUCCAUAGGAGUUGACGCCAGGGGAACUUCCUUAUUAGCCAAUCAGUGCUGAGGCUUUUAAAUACUCAGUAUGAGUGAACAAAUCAUUCAGAGCAGCAUAUUCCUAUUUCUGACUCUCACAGUUCCAAAUGGAAUAUGAAAUAAACCUCACUAUGUUGUUAUGUAUAUUUUAUACACUUUUAUUUCUAAAUGCCAUGGCAUGAAAUUUCUGAAAUAAAUAAAGUUGAAUUACCAAAUUGUUUCACAAGUCACAAUGUUUGGUACAGAGUUGUGUCCCUUAACAGGUCACUGUAGAGUUGUGUCCCUUAGUUGUCACAAGUCACUGAAUGAAGCUGAUAUCUGAUUGGUUGAGAAUCAACACUUUCUUAAUUUACCUUGUUCAAAGUUUGCUGAGAGUUUGUCUGAUGCAACCUCCUGUGGCGUGUUUGCUGUAUCUUGAUACAGAGACGUGUAGUAUCAUUGUACAAGAUCUGAUCUUAAUGAGUGCCCAACCAAUUAUAUAGUGUUGGUAUGGUUGUGUAAUAACAUACGCACUGACACUUGAUUCUAUAUCUUUCACAUCUAAUGUUAUUUUUGUAUACUGACAAACACAGUUGUAAUUUCCAAUAUUGUUCAUGAAGAUGUGUCUAUUUUUCUACAAUAUGACUGUAUUCCUUUUGCAUUAAGUAUUUUGACACCUAAAAUUACAUCAUAGCUUUUUUAUUUUCAGGAAAUUUAUUUUAUAUUGACCAAAUAGAGACAUAUUUUUAGAUUGACACUUGUUUUAUAUGAAUCACGUAAUAGGUAUUAUCGACAAUCACCUCAAUUACGAUGCCAAAAUAUUUCUUCAUUAUUCAGCCUAGGCUGUAAGAAUAUGCAAUUUAACAGAAUUAUUUGAAUUUGCACAGCAACAAAGGCCACUGUCACUGUAGGCCCUCACUCUUGUUAUAGGUAUUUCUGUUCACAAGUACUAAGGAGUUAAUGGUAUAUCUUCUCUGCACUGUCAGAAACUGGAGUACAACCUCAUCUCUUUUUCUUGAAGGAUUUACACUGUAUUGGUGUGAACUUGGGAUGAUAAUUGGCCCCAUAGACUCUUUUAAUAUGCAAUCUUUAUAAAGUCAAAAUUACAAAUAUUAUGUUAAUUUCAAAUAUAUCUGCCUCAUUAUGUUUGUGUUCAUACAAUUUGAAAUCUCUGGUUGAUUUCAUUCUUUUAUUAGAAUAAUACAUAGUCAGAUGUUAAAAAGCAUAGUUAACCUUUCAACUGUCAAUAAUAUUUUAACUACUAUAUACAAUAAUUUGUUCAAAAUAAGAUACGAAAACAAAUUUUCUGGAAAAUUCAUUGGAAAUCACUCUUCGGAAAGUUUUUCAAUUUUUCAUUGACUGUUUAUCAAUAAUCAGUUUUUGUGAUAUGUUUGUUACCAUGGUUACUAUGGUUCAAAUUUAAAACAUUUUUUUUUUUCUGAAAUCGUUUGGUAUCGUUUAUGAGUACAUGUUAUCACGGUUAUACAUCUAUUGUUUUUGUCCUAAGCAUGCUUCCCAGUGAAUAGAAAUCCAUACGUAACAUUAGGAACAGAUAUCACUUCAUCAAAUAUUUAUGUGAAGAUAACAAUAUAUAGCUCAUCGCUACAUGUGGUAUGUAUAAUGGUGACUGGUUAUUUUAAGCUUUUCCCUCCAGCCUGAAAUGUACACCUUCCAAGUCAAUCUGUUUGUUUAUGAACAUUCUGACAAACUGUAAACAAUGCUUUUUACAGGAGUAUGUGAGAGGGCAGAGAGAUAGAAGAAUGUUGUUUCCAAGGAAACAAGUCACCUCAAGUUGCUUUCUGAGUUUAUGUAUGUUAAAUGGAUGUUUUCUACAUCCUUACCCUUUUUGUUUGUUUUUGUUUGUUUGUGUGUUUGUUGUUCAAUGCCGCACUCAGCAAUAUUCAAGCGAAAUGGUGGCAGUCUGUAAAUAAUCGAGUCUGGAACAGACAAUCCAGUGAUUGACAUCAUGAGUUUCGAUCUACGCAAUUGAGAUACAAUGACCUGCAUCAACCAUCAUGUGCAUUUAUAAUGUGCCAAAUUCCAUUUACCAAGUGGAUGCUCAGAGCACUACACUAUUAUUACCCUGGUCAAUGGAUCAGUGUGCGCUCGAUUUUCUUUCUCAGCUCCCUGGGGAAUAUGCAACCCAUGCUGCCUGUGAGGCACUAGAAGGU